Molecule: messenger RNA, 1665 nt
Organism: Juglans microcarpa x Juglans regia
Lineage: Eukaryota; Viridiplantae; Streptophyta; Magnoliopsida; Fagales; Juglandaceae
Product: alpha-farnesene synthase-like
Exons: 7
Coding region: 1-1665 (554 amino acids)
Biological process (GO): diterpenoid biosynthetic process
Molecular function (GO): magnesium ion binding; terpene synthase activity
Source: RefSeq, a predicted model, not a curated record
AUGAAGUCUGCAGCUUUUAAUAAAAUGCAUCAUGAGAGACGGUCUGCCAAUUAUAAGCCAAAUAUUUGGAAAUACGAUUUCCUGGAAUCUCUUAAUAGCAUUUACGAUGGACCAGAACAUAAAAGACGGGCAGAGAAGUUGAUAGAGGACGUAAGAAUUAUAUUUGGGGUAGCGGUUGACUCAGAGGCAAAGUUGGAGCUGAUUGACAGCGUGCAGAAGUUAGGGUUAGCCACCCACUUUGACAUGGAAAUCAAGGCGGCGCUAGACACCAUGGCAUCCAUCAACAAGAACAAUCAGAGUCCAGGAGAAGAGGGUCCUUUAUACGUUACUGCUCUGUGUUUUAAGCUUCUCCGGCAGCAUGGCUAUGGUGUUUCACAAGAUAUGUUUAGCGGCUUCAUGGAUGAAAAGACGGGAACGUUCAGGAAAAGCAAACACGAAGAUAUCAAAGGAAUGCUGGAGCUUUUGGAGGCCUCGCAUCUAGCUUUAGAAGGUGAGGACAUUCUGGAUGAGGCUAGAGAAUUCUCAACCACAACUCUCGAAGAAGCCAUUCCCAAUUUAGACGGUCACCGUGCGAAGCAGGUGGCUCAUGCUUUGGAGCUUCCCUCACAAAGGAGGGUGCAGUGGUUUGACGUCAAAUGGCACAUCUACGUCAAGGAGAAAGACCGGCACACGAACGCUAUUUUACUUGAACUUGCUAAACUAAAUUUCAACGUAAAUCAAGCCACACUCCAAAAAGAUCUGAAGGAAUUGUCUAGGUGGUGGAGGAAUCUGGGCCUCAGAGAGAGCUUGAGUUUUGCAAGAGACAGGCUGGUCGAAACGUUCAUCUGCUCAGUGGGGUUUGCUUUUGAGCCUGAGAACAGAUGUUUCAGAAAAUGGCUUACUAAAGUCCUCAUUCUAGUUGCGAUAAUUGAUGAUGUUUAUGACGUUUAUGGCACGUUGGAAGAAUUAACACACUUCACCAAUGCAGUAACUAGGUGGGAUGUCAGGGAAACUCAACAGCUUCCAGAGUGCAUGAAGACUUGCUUCCUAGCACUCUACAAUACAGUCAAUGAAUUCGUUAAUGAAGUUCGAAGAGAGAAGGGUUGGGACCCAUUAUUACCUCAUCUAAAGAAAGUGUGGGCAGGUUUUUGUAACGCAUUAUUUGUGGAAGCAAAGUGGUACAACACGGGCUACACUCCAUCUCUAGAGGAAUAUCUUAGCAACGCAUGGAUUUCAUCAUCCGGCUCUGUGCUUUUGGCCCAUGCUUUUUUCUGUCUAGAGCACAAGGUAACUGAGGAGUACGAAAACUUUAUGGAGAAAAAGAAAGAACUUCUGUAUAAUUUGUCCAUGAUAAUUCGGCUCUGCAAUGAUCUUGGAACAUCAUCGGCUGAAGUGGAAAGAGGCGAUGCUCCUUCAUCAAUCCUGUGUUAUAUGAGAGAAGAGAAUGUUUUAGAAGAAAUAGCUCGGAAGCAUAUCGAAGGAAUGAUAAACAGAACUUGGAAGAGAUUAAAUGGGCAAUGCUUCACCCAAUUGCCCACUUUGCAACCAUUUAUCAAUAUGGCAACGAAUAUUGCUCGUGUGGUGCACGGCCUUUAUCGCCACGGAGAUGGGUUUGGAGUUCAAGAUGGAGAGACUCGGAACAACAUCCAAUCUUUACUUGUUGAGCCUCUACUCAUGCUCUAUUGA